UAUUGUUGUGAGUCAGUCUUUCAUUCGGCAUUGUACGAUAAUUCUUGUAAAAUUCUAUUUAAAAAUCCAUCGCUGAAUUAGUACAAAUAAUGUAAAAUGGCCAUUAAUUUAGAAAAACAUCGAGAAGCCUUGGUAGCGGCAUGGAAGGAUGUACUGGACGAAAAAUCUGACACCAACUGGGCUCUUUUUGGCUACGAUGGUUUGUCUAAUGACUUGAAGUUCGUGAGUAAAGGCGAUGGUGGCCUCAUCGAGCUGAUAGACGACUUCAACAGUGGCAAGAUACAGUACGCGUUCCUCAAAGUGGAUCUGCCCGACGGCACUAUAUCCAAAUAUGUGCUUAUCAAUUGGCAGGGUGAAGGCGCACCGACAGUACGUAAGGGUACGUGCGCGAACCACGUGCAGCACGUGGCUCAGCUGUUCACCGGCUUCCACCUGACGAUGCACGCGCGUACAGAAGAUGACCUCGAAGAGAAGAUGAUCCUCGAUAAGCUGGCCAAGGCUGGGUCCGCUUUCAACUUCAAGAGUAGCCGACACGAAGAGAUACCCCCGAGUGGACCUGUCGGCACUGCAUAUAGGAAAGUUAAUCCAGUUCAAGAAAUCAAUUCCAAAGAACGAGACCAGUUCUGGUUGAAAGAGGAACAGGAGGAGAAAAAACGUGUUGAAGCUGAGAAAAGAAGACGAGAGGAGGAGAAGAGAAAAUCGGAGGAAGAAGUAAGAAGGAGAGAUGAGCUGGAAGCAGCGAGAAGAGCUAAAGCAGAAGAACAGAAGCGCGUGCAGUCGGAUGCGGAGGCGGAGGCGGGCGAUGCGGGUGCGGAGGUGCGCGAGGCGGAGGCGGAGGCGGGCGUGAGCGCGGGCGAGGCGCUGCGGAGGCAGCGGUCGGCGGAGGCGCGCCGCCUCAUCGGCGCCUCCACAGCCGCAGCGAGGGCUCUCUUCCAACAGAACUUAGCACAAGGACAGAUGUCCACUAGAUCGAACUCUAUACCAGAGAAGCCAGUCCGCAGUUCAGUGAUCGCGCAACGGAUCAACACUUUCUCACAAAACGCACAAUCUUACACAUCUAUCAAAUCUCCAACAAAAACACUCGAACAACCGAAACCAGAAGAAAACGAAAGCAAAACAAGCCCAUUGAAGAACAUAGAUAAAAUCAAAAUGAGUCUAGAAAGACCUUCGCAGAUACAAUACGAACCGAUAAUAGAUCCUUCAGUCGAUCUCAGUCCCAGUACAGAAGAACCGAGUUCCUUCAGCGCUAUCAACUAUUCAGAAUAUAACGAAUACAAUAACGAAGUGUUAAAGCAAAGUGAACCGAUGAUCAAACAGAAUAUUCUAGAGAAUGAUAUGUUUGACGCAUCAUAUUCCAGUUCCAAUGAAAAUGAUGAUGAUGACAGUGAUAAUAAGUUCAGUACAAUAAAGCGGUCUCCCUACACGAAGGACACCGAGGCGAGGUCGGAACUCAGCAGACAGAAUACUGUCAUUGAAAAUGUACAUUAUAAGAAAGAAAAUGGAACCACCACCUUAGAUGACGUGUCCCCCGAGGGUCUGGAGGAGGAGGGCAACAUCUACGAGGACCUGGACGACGACCCCGGCCUCACGGCGCGCGCGCUCUAUGACUACCAAGCAGCGGACGAAUCAGAAAUAACCUUCGACCCUGGUGAUAUAAUAACGCACAUCGAGCAGAUAGACGCGGGCUGGUGGCAGGGGCUGGGGCCCAGGGGGGUGUUCGGUCUCUUCCCCGCCAACUAUGUGGAACUAUUACCCUGCCAUCCACGUUAAUGUAACCCAAGGUAAUCGUAUGUACUCCUAAAUAUCCUGUAUACUGUAUUUGUAAUUUAUGAUUGUAUGACGCAAAAUGUAAAGACAUUUGACUGGUCACAUAUUUUUUUUAUUGUAAUUGUAUUUUUUAUCUGUAAAAGAAAUUUGUAGACACAUUUUAUUGAUUUUUAUUU
Molecule: messenger RNA, 1943 nt
Organism: Papilio polytes (common Mormon)
Lineage: Eukaryota; Metazoa; Arthropoda; Insecta; Lepidoptera; Papilionidae
Gene: Abp1
Product: drebrin-like protein
Exons: 9
Coding region: 97-1770 (557 amino acids)
Biological process (GO): neuron projection morphogenesis; positive regulation of dendritic spine morphogenesis; positive regulation of axon extension
Cellular component (GO): lamellipodium; plasma membrane; site of polarized growth
Molecular function (GO): actin filament binding
Source: RefSeq, a predicted model, not a curated record